Molecule: messenger RNA, 1310 nt
Organism: Microdochium trichocladiopsis
Lineage: Eukaryota; Fungi; Ascomycota; Sordariomycetes; Xylariales; Microdochiaceae
Product: GDSL lipase/esterase
Exons: 3
Coding region: 36-1091 (351 amino acids)
Molecular function (GO): hydrolase activity, acting on ester bonds
Source: RefSeq, a predicted model, not a curated record
CGCAUCGCGUCUGAUUCUGUAUAGACUCCUUCAACAUGCGGGCAUCAGUAGCAACCGCCCUCUCAGCGUGGGCGCUGGCAACCACCGCGUCGCCGCCUCACCCACCAGCCGGAGGGUCCAAGCCAGGGCUCGGCCUGCGCAAGUUUACGAGCCUGGUCAUGUUUGGUGACAGCUGGACCGACUCUGGGCUCCGUGACUAUCAGCCUGAUGCCAGCGGGAACAUAGGGAAGCCAUCCAAUAACGCCUCCACAGGUGGCCGCGUCUGGCCUCAAUACGUGGAGCAAUAUGCCGGCGUGCGCUCCUACGACUACGCCGUGUCCGGCGCCAUGUGCGACGGGACCUACGGCACCGGCUCGCGCAACGGCAUCAAGCAGAACCAGCUGCCCACCUUCCUCUCCAACAGGGCGGCCGUCAACCCCGUCACCCACCGCCCGGCGCUCGACAUCCCCGUCCAGGAGACCGUCUAUGGCAUCUGGAUCGGCACCAACGACCUCGGCAACGCCGGCUGGCUCGCCGAGUCGCAGCAGCCCCGCACGUUACCCCUGACGGCCUACACGGACUGCGUGUACGCGCAGCUCGACGCGCUGUACGCCUCGGGCGCCCGCAGCUUCGUCGUCAUGAACCAGGGCCCGAUCGACCUGAUCCCGCAGUACGCGCUGCCGGAGAACGGCGGCGUCGACGCGCCGCGCUUCUGGACCGACAAGCUGCGGUACAAUGCCAACAUUACGCAGACGAGCGAGAAGAUGCGCGAGUUCAUCGCCCUGGUGAACGAGGUGUACGAUCUGCGGACGCAGGUCGAUGUGCGGCUGAGGGGGAGGUACAAGGGCAGCCAGUUUGCCGUGUUUGACACGAACGCCUUGAUGACACACAUGUGGCACAACCCUUCGGAGUACUUCAACGGCACGGCGCCGCUCAACGUCACCUCGUCGAUCCGCCAGUGCGGUGCGGCGUGCAGCGCGCCCGAGGUCCGCGACAGCUACAUGUGGUACGACGAGCUGCACCCGUCGGAGCAGACGGACCGCGUCGUGGCGAGGGAGUUUAUCGAGGUUGUGAACGGCAAGAGCAAGUGGGCGACAUAUCUCACGGGCUGAUCUUGGCCAGGUCUACAGUACAUGUAGGAGCAGUGCCUGCUUGGAGCAUGGUCUGGCCGCGGAAAGAAGGCAGGGUUGUGACUGAUUGUUUGUUGGCGAGAGGACGUGUUCAGUCUGUAAAGCGAGCCAUUACAUUUGCCGCAAUCGGCGGCAGCCGCACAGGAAUCAACACUAGAUCGACUUGGUUGUAUAGUGUAUUCACAGUCAUAGUUUGUGGGU